Messenger RNA from Caenorhabditis remanei, 2061 nucleotides. RefSeq lists its product as uncharacterized. Gene Ontology annotation, cellular component: nucleus. Gene Ontology annotation, molecular function: transcription cis-regulatory region binding. The coding region runs from base 1 to 2061 and encodes 686 amino acids. Gene Ontology annotation, biological process: regulation of transcription by RNA polymerase II. The record is from RefSeq and is a predicted model, not a curated record. Lineage: Eukaryota; Metazoa; Nematoda; Chromadorea; Rhabditida; Rhabditidae. The transcript has 10 exons.
AUGCCAUCCGCUGAUUUUACAGCGUCACUUGGCAAUUCAGACGAUCACGUUGACGUUUCCUCAUUCACAACAACUUCUGAAAGCUCCCCACCAUACAGUACUUCUGAUCAUCACAGUCCGACAGAUCAGAGAACUGAAACGCCCACAUCAGACUCUGGAAAUGUUUCAUUCUCACCUGAAAAUGUAGCGACAAGUUUUGAAAGCAGUGAUCGAGAUGCUUCGCCCGAUAAUUUGUCAACAGAUUCAGGGAAUGUGAAUGAUAUUCAAGAGAAGAGUUUAGGUGUUGAUGAUGAUUUGACAAAACUUCUGCGGUUUCAUCAGGAAUCAUUUCUAGAAAACAAUCAAAAUACAAUCAAUAUGAUGGCAUUUAAUCCUAAUUUUCUGAAACAAACACUCGCGAGUUUCAACAAUAUGGCUCCUCAGCUGCCAGUCAACUUAACAACGGGAAUUCCAAUGCCUGCUAGUCCGUGUACAACUCAAGCAACAGCUCCAAGUGUCGAAUCAACACCUACAAAAAGGAAACGGCAGAGGAGAAAUCCAGUGUGGCCGUAUUUCGAUGUGGUUGAUGGAACGGCGAGAUGUAAACAAUGUCUGUAUAGUACAAAAAGUGUAUUUAGUACGAAUCUGAAAGUACAUUUACGAUCACAUCACAGGCCAGACUAUGAAAAGGUGAUUAUGGCUGAAGAUGCAUUGAAUUUGAAUGCUCUGUUACUCAGCGGAAAUACUUCAAAGUUGUUUAAUGUUGAUGCAAAUAGGAAACGAAUGCCACCAAUGACAUCGAGUAUUUUGAUGACAAUUAAUAAAUUAGCCAAUCAACAACAAAAUGGAGAAGAGAAUCCACUGAACGCUGUUCUUCGACAAACCCUUGCCAAUAAUGGACUUCAACAACACUUCCAAAGUAUUCAAGGACAAUUCCAAGCAGCUCAGGCAGCUCUACAGAAGCAACAACAAGAACAACAGCAGAAACAACUCCAGCAACAACAACAGCAACAACAGCAACAACAGCAGCAGCAACAGCAACAACAACAACAGGCAGUUCCACAAUUUGCACUGAACGCUGCCAACUUGGCUGCACUCAAUCAGCUCGCUAGAAAUCAGAUGCAACAACAGCCAACGCCGCCACCAGUGGCACAAGUAGCACAAGAUCAUAUCAUCAAUACUCUCAACUUUCCAGCUCAUAUUAAGCAAGAAAUUCUGAAUGCACCACAUGGAACUGAUGCCAAUGGUGUGCCACAACCGAAACGACGUCGUCUUCGUCGUCAUCCGGUUUGGGUGUACUUCAAGGAUCUCGAAGACAGAAUGGUUGGAUGCACAAACUGUGAAUUCCGAACUGGAUCUGCCUUCUCAACAAAUCUGAAAAUGCACUUGAAAGCUCAUCACAAAGAAGAUUACGAGAAAGUUCUUCAGUUGGAAGAAGAAAUGAGAUUAGAGGAAGGAUGUUUUGGGCCAGGAAACAAGUUCAAAACAGAGCUUAUUGAUUACAUCAGAGGAGGUGGAAAUGUAACAACUCCAACGACUCCAAAUCCAGCUGGUCAAAACUAUCCAUCAACACCAAAAGCUUCUCCAUUAGUCCAACAAAUUAUUAAUCAAUCAAUGGCUAGAUCACAAUCUCCAGUUAUGCAAGAGAUGAAAGUAAAGAAGGAAGUUGAUGAGGAUAUGUUCAGUGGUCUCUCAUCAACAGAUAAACUUGCUGCUCUUGUUGGAAUUGCUGGCCAACGAGAAAUCAAGGUUGAGGAUGAUAUGACAUCAAACUUCGAAGAAUUUCGUCAACGUCUUCUUGCCAACUCAUCGCUUUCCGGUUUAUUAGGACAACCAACAUCUCAACCAAUCGCUGUUGAUCUCAAUGGAAGUAUUAUUGCUUCGGAGACUAAAUCACCUUGCUCUUCAUCGACUGAAGAUGAUCGGAAGCAGGAGAGAGAUAAAGCACUUGCUAGAUUAUGGGCUGACAAUGAAACACUUCUGACAAACACACAUUUCCGUGAUUUCGUGCAUUGCCUUGCUCCAGAAUACGAGAUUCCAGAUGUUGACAGUCUUGCAUCAUCUCUUAUGGAUCAAGAUUAG